GAGGGAGGGAGAAAGAAGAGAAACCCAGUUGCUCUGAGGUGCAGGCUGAGGUGGAUGGAGAAGGAAGAGUCUGCUGGUGUGGCAGCAGCUGGGGACAACAUUUCACAGCUUCAGUUAGAUUUCAUUGCUCAGAAGCACCUUCUUACAAGUGACAGAAAAGGAAAGCUCGAGAAGAGGUCAUUCGUCCUUCAUUUUGAGCAGCUGAAGACUGCAAAAGCAAGUUUCUCUUCCAGAAGCUCUAAAUAAUACACAGCUAAAAGUCUGCGAUUCCUCUUCGAAAGCAGAAAUGCAGCAUCCCCACUCUCAUCUGGUAUCACCCAUCAGCAUUCAUGCAUGCAAGAUCUUAAGGGUCAGGCUGCAGAAAGGACUGAUACACUAACACAGCCAAAGUGUUACUGCCUUUCAUUUGUGGCCAAUUUAAGUUUUCAAAAUUGUUGACUUUAUUCUGAGCUUGAAUCAAAGGCCAAUCCUUACAUCUGUAGAAAGACAAGCAAGUUUCCAACCUUAUCCAGUAAGGGUGACAAAGGAAACAAGAUGAUCAAGACAACCUUGCUGCAGCCUUGUCUCCAGCCUCAGUCAAACUAUGCAGGGCCUGGCAAAAUGAACCAAAACCCACACAAUUCUAAGCCCACCUGUGGAGAAGGCUAUGGCUGUUUGGGGAGGCAGCAAGGGGUGGAAAAAGAAAGCAGUCCAGUUGGAAGGAGAUCAGAUACAAAGGACCAAGAGAUAAAAGGGUCUACAAGAGACAAUUUCCUGCUGGAACUAUGUAGAACCAAUGGAGAGAUACUACCAAACAAAACAGAUGGUAGUGGCUUGGCACCCAGCAAUGAGCACCCGGUAGCAAGAGACUCUCCAAGGCCUGCUUCAGGCCUGCCUGGGCCUAGCAACAGAAGUGACCAGAACCAAGAAUGGAAAGUGGUGAAAGUUAAACGAGUCCUUAUUUCUCCUGUUGGUGAACCUCGGAAAGCAAAUAUUUCAAGAAGUGCGAGUCUUUCUGAAAAAGAGCUGAAGGAAGCAAAAGCCAGGAGCCAGAGAAUUGCUGCCCAGUUGACAACCCCACCCAAUUCUAACUCCAAAGGCGUGCUGUUGUUUCACAGACGCAAGCAGCGAGUGAAUGCGUUUACCUUGGAAAACACAAAGACAAGUACGGAACAAGCAGCUUCAGAGAUCAGCUCCAAAGCUAUUCACCACAUCAUUCCAAGCCAUGGGAAAGAGCUCCAUUUGAAGGAGAUCUUAAGUGACAACAGGGAGCUGAAAGGAUUUUCCUCCAUCAAAGAUUCUGGGUUGUGGGAACAAAAAGGCAGCAUGGAGAAACAUGAGGAGAGCCUGGCUGAGGAGGGCCCUCAAAGGAAUAAAAUAAAAAAUGAGGAGACUGUUUCUAUAACAAACACAACAAUAUCUUCUGAGGAGAUUCUAGCAGAAGACUUUCAACAAAUCCCUCUCAGCGUGUACCUAAAAGAGAAUACAGAGACUGUCUCAACUAAUGGAGUGCAUGAACCUGCCACCAGUGAGCUUGAAAAGUUGCCUGCUGUUGAACACACACCAGUUAUUGACAAUGUGAAAAAUGUGCCACCUAUUGUUGAUGAGGAGCUGUACCUACCUAGCACUGAUAAAGAGAAUAAUAGUUCCGCCCCUAAAAAGCAGUUGUUUACACUGCAAACAGACAGCGAAAAUAAUGUUAUUGAUAAAAAGCCAUAUUUACUGCUUAUUGGUAGUGAGAAUAACAACAAUGCCUUUGACAAGGAAUUGUAUGUCCCUGUUAUUGACAGGGAGAAUAAUGUUCUUGAUGAGGCGUUGAGUGAAACAGUUAUUGACAGGAAGGAGAAUGGAGAGAUUCUUAACAAGGAGGAGGAUAUGGCAGUUAUUGAAAACGAGAAAAAUCUCCCCACUACAGACACAGAGAAAUCCAUUCUAAUUACUGACAGCCAGCCCAAGGACACUCUGACUCAUAAUAAUAAGCAGUACUGUGAAGUACGCCUGACUUUGUCCAAGCCAAUGCCUGUGAAGAACCGAACAGCAAGACCCUUUGGGACUCAGUCGUUAGUUACAACUCAUACACCAGCAGAGGAAAGCCCUGUUGUGGAGCUUCCUCCACCACCUACCUAUGCAGAAACAUUUUCCAGUCCUCCUCCAGUAACUAGAGUCAGGUCACCUCCAGCCUAUUCAGCUCUGUAUCCUACUGAAGAGCAGAAAGCCUCCGUUCCACAAGUAGUGAACUAUGAAGUCAGCAGACCAGGACCCCCCUCUGAAGAAGAUAGAGAACCACUUCCAACUAAAUCAGGCAUUCUGGAGGAGUCCAUCGGCCGCAGAGCAGCCAAAAAGUCCAUGUUUACUUUUGUGGAGAAGCCAAAGGUGGCUCCAAAUCCCGAUCUCUUGAACUUAGUCCAGAGAGCAGAUAAUAGAAAAAAGCAGAGAGGAAGAACAACUCCUGAGGAUGAACCAUUUGCUCUGGGAGCAGAGGCCUCUAACUUUUUACCAGAAAAUACAUUAGAUGGUCUAACCCCAGCUACUGCAGAUAAUGCCCCAGAAUGGUCUUCAUGUCUAAGGUCACCAAGAAUACAACCGAAACCUAAGAUAAAAUCCAACCAAAACCUAACGGAGGCAAGAGGAAAGGGAGCAGAAUUAUUUGCCAGGAGACAGACAAGGAUGCAAAAAUACAUCAUAGAGUCCCCAUCACACCCUGAUAUAGCCAGAUCACCUUCACCUACUAUUUCCCUCCCUCCCUCCUGGAAAUAUGCUUCAGAGACUCACCUGUCCCCUAUGGCCUUCCAACCUUUACCCAAAAGCCCAGUGAGAUCUCCAAGAGCUCCCCCUCCUGUACCUUUGUACAACAGCAACAUGACAGAGAGCGAGAUUUCCAAAAAGGAAUUGGAAAUUUCUAAGCAACAGCCAUACCAGCUCCAAUCUUCCUUGUUUAUCCUUUCCCCAGCCAAAGAUCCAGUAAGAUCUUUACCAAGAGCCGCACCACCACCCAAGCCUGUGGUUCCUGAGCCCAGCUAUAUGAGACAGGCUUCUUGCCCAACAUCUCCUUUGCCACCUUCACCUGUUUUCUAUUUACCUGUCCAGUCAAGUCCAAGCAGACCAUUACCGGGUCAUUUUGCUCCAUCUGCUGGAACUGUACCUGAACCUCGAAAUAUCACAACAGCUACUGGAGCAUCAACAGGCACAUCUGUUGAAUAUUCCUCCAGAAUUUUGUCUCCAAGAGCUAAAGGGGUCUACCAAGCUCCAAGACCUUCUUUUUCCACCAAGGAUGCAGGAAUUGAGCCUCAGGAAAGAAGAGUGUCCCUCCCUGCUUCCCCAACGUGGAUUCCACAACUGAUUCAACAGCCUAUCAGUCUGGAUGGUUGGAUAAGUACAGCCCAAACAUCAGAACCUGAGGAAGGACAGAUGGAGGCUUUUCAAGCAGUCAUGAUCCCACCUCCUAUGUCUCCCUCCUGGAGUGAAAGGUCUCUGUCCCCAUUUCGACAGGAAACUGAUCCCAAGUCCAGCCGUCAGAUGCAAGCAAUGCUGGCCAGAAACAUCAUCAAUGCUGCCAGAAGGAAGAGCUCUUCUCCUAAAGCCACAGGAAUAGAUAGUUUCAGGCCCUUCACUCCCCCUGCCUCCUCUGCCAAUGUGUCAUACUCAGGCAGCAGUCCUAAGAACACAAGUACUCAUUCCUCAAGCCCACUACAAUCUCCCAAGCCAACAAGAAUGGAAGGAUACAGACGUGUCUCUCUCCCCAUCACAUCCUCUACACCACCACAAGAUAGUGCAUCAUCAAACAAUAGCCCCAGAUUGCUGGGCAGCCAUUCCACCAUUUAUAAAAGCCCACUACAAUCUCCAAAAGCAGUGCGGAUGAAUGGGAACAAGUACUUCACAUUGCCUGCCAGCAGUGGGGCAACAGUGUUCAAUGCAGCAUCCAGUAAUGGACCGAGAACAUUGGGCAACCAUUCUAUGAGCUACAGGAAUCCAGCACCAUCUCCCAAACCCUCAGUCAUGGAUACUCACAGGAUCUUCACAACACCAGCAAGUGCAACCAGAAAAUCAUCAUGUGCUAGUCCUAAGAAUCUGGACAACUGUUCCCCAACCAUCAAAAGUCCCCUGCAGUCUCCCAUGAUGGGAAUACAUUAUCCGGUGAGGCGCUAUACCACUAGUUCACCUACCAACUCAGAUGUGUCCAUUGACUCUGAAGACUCUGGGAUCAAAUCGCCCAGUAUCCGCAGCUUCAACAUUUGUCCCCGAGGCUGGAACGGAAGCUUGCGGCUGAAGCGAGGCAGCUUGCCUGCAGAAGCACCCUGUACCUCCUAAACUUGGGAUUACAGAAAUUAGCUAGGAAAUAGAUGAGAUCUGUUAUUAAAUAUAUCUGUAGCUCUGUAACUACCCACUGUCCAAAUCCUGUCCAAAUCCUGUAACCAAAUCCCGCUGUCAAAAUACCAAAUCCUGCCAACCUAGUUAUGUAUCAGGAAGGAGUGGGUGCUGACAAGACAAGAUGUAAUUUUUCAUUUCAACUUUUUUCUGGGGAUUUUUAUUAUAGACUAGAACUUGUUCAUUAAACAGAAUAACUUAGGACAGAAAUGCCCUAAAGUGAGGGUAAUGUGACUCUCACUUUACCCCAAAGCACCAGAUUUCAGGAGGAUCCCUUCUGUUUCCUCUCAUCAUAUAUUUGCUUUCACAACAUUUGGGUCAGCUAUCUCAGUUGGGCAAGAUUCAUCAGUGCCUUCCUUGUCCAAGGAGGGCUAAUUUGACUUGGACCGCUUUUGUUUCCACUCUGAAACAUCAAUUUGGAGGAUGUCAAAUAUGAAACCUGCAAAUUGCCUUUUCAAUGGAAGAAACCCCCUUAAGAUGUCGGUGAGCAAGCCGAAGAAAAGGUCCACCAACCAUGUGUCUGCCUUCUAAUGCAAUAUUUUUCCUACACUCUGAUGUCUCCUCGAUUCAAGCCUGCCUCCAGUGACCUGAAGGGAUAAGUAGAAAGCAGUAGGGGUCAAAAGCCCACUCAGUAGUUAUCCCUGCUAGCUGAUGUGUAUGGCAAGACAUGGCUUUACAUAAAUUCUAGAAGAAGAUAGCUAUGGCAUUCUCCUCUCUGGACUUCAGGAUCUAUGACAAAACUACAGUGAGAGUAAGAGCUGAGAGGGAGUACUGAGCUGAGUUACAAAAUGACAAAUCGAAGAUCUUUUACAUGUAAAGAAUUCAAGUCCAAUCUUCAGAAAGUUGCCAGUGUCCAACAAAAUCUGGAACUCUUCGGAAAGCAAAAUAGUUAUUAGCUACGUGGAGAGAACAUGAUAAAUGCUAUAAUCCUCAUACAGGGUUAAUAAUACCUGCAAAUCAGUGUCUGGUAACCAAUCUUUUUUGUUAUGAAAAAAGGCUUUCUAUGAGUGAGCAGACACAGGAUCUUUCUGUGAGGAGAGCCUCUCAGUCCAGCAUAGGCCAACGUGUGUUUAACUGAGGCAGACCAUAAACAACAUUCCACUGACCUACAGAUUUUGUUAAGGUGUUGGGAAGUGGAUAUGGUUCUUAUAUUAACUGAGAGCUUAUUAAGUGGUAAGCCUAGCUUUUUUAUCCUCCCAGAACCAUUAUUUUAUAUAAGAGCUGAUUCCAGAGGAGAGGUUCUUUCCUGUGGUGUUCAGUGGUUGCCCAACUCAUACUUGCAGCAGAGAGUAGUGUAAAAAGUAUUUUUUGAAAAACUCUUGUUAGCCAUGGUUUCCCUCUGUUGUCAUGCCACCAUCAUGAGUCUCCAUCCAGCUUUUUGUUACGUACUGCAGGUAUACCUCUGCUCAACUAUAGUGCAGUACUGCAUUUUUCUUUUUUCUAAAAUCACAUAUUUGCAUGGUGCUGCUCCAGAGUAAUGUAAUACUUGAAUCAUUUGGCUACACUAAUUGCACACUAAUUGCACAGGGGGUCCCACUGCAGUCAUCUAUAUUGAAAAUUGGCUACCUACUGCUUUGGGGGAAAAGUCAAGUAAUGCAGAAGAAGAAGAAGAAUUUGGAUUUAUAUCUCCCCUUUCUCUCCUGUAGGAGACUCAAAGGGGCUGACAAUCUCCUUGCCCUUUCCCCCUCACAACAAACACCCUGUGAGGUG
Messenger RNA from Sphaerodactylus townsendi, 6054 nucleotides. It is a transcript of the gene SYNPO, whose product is annotated as synaptopodin. Gene Ontology annotation, molecular function: actin binding. The record is from RefSeq and is a predicted model, not a curated record. The coding region runs from base 535 to 4287 and encodes 1250 amino acids. The transcript is spliced from 4 exons. Gene Ontology annotation, cellular component: spine apparatus; Z disc; actin cytoskeleton. NCBI's taxonomy places the organism in Eukaryota, Metazoa, Chordata, Lepidosauria, Squamata, Sphaerodactylidae. Gene Ontology annotation, biological process: positive regulation of actin filament bundle assembly; modification of dendritic spine; spine apparatus assembly.